GAGUUGGAGGUGGCCAAGGGCAAAAUGAGUGGGCUACCGGGCGCCAGGACCUGCCCAGGUCUGGGAGAGGCCUCCGACCUUAAGUCCCCCCUGGGCGCCAAGUUCAGGGAACCUCUCACCGAGACCCGGUUCCAGCAGCUCUUCGGAGACGCGGAGCAGGAGCCCGAGCUGCUCGCGGAGCCGCGCUGGUCCCGGCUGUGGCGGCGGCGGGCCAGUGCCUGCUCUGGACCGGGGGCGUGGCGCCUGCUCCUGGCGCGGCUGCCUCCGCUGCGCUGGCUGCCCCACUACCGCUGGCGGGCCUGGCUGCUCGGGGACGCGGUGGCCGGACUGACCGUGGGCAUCGUGCACGUGCCCCAGGCUCCCCUCACCUGUGCAAUCCUGCGCGAAGUCUUGGCCACUGUCCGGCUCAGGGAACUGGAGAGACCUCUCGGCUUGAAGCCUGCCCCCACCCAGGACACCGCGGACACGGAUCUCUGACCUUGACCGCCCC
This is a messenger RNA of Capra hircus (goat), 490 nucleotides long. RefSeq names its product solute carrier family 26 member 10-like. Gene Ontology annotation, cellular component: membrane. Gene Ontology annotation, molecular function: chloride transmembrane transporter activity; bicarbonate transmembrane transporter activity; sulfate transmembrane transporter activity. NCBI's taxonomy places the organism in Eukaryota, Metazoa, Chordata, Mammalia, Artiodactyla, Bovidae. The coding region runs from base 25 to 477 and encodes 150 amino acids. Gene Ontology annotation, biological process: transmembrane transport. The record is from RefSeq and is a predicted model, not a curated record. The transcript is spliced from 2 exons.